Xenopus tropicalis (tropical clawed frog) is the source of this 612-nucleotide messenger RNA. RefSeq names its product huntingtin interacting protein K (gene hypk). Lineage: Eukaryota; Metazoa; Chordata; Amphibia; Anura; Pipidae. The record is from RefSeq and is marked provisional. Bases 8 to 373 code for a protein of 121 amino acids. The transcript has 4 exons.
GGGAAAGAUGGCGGCAGAAGGGGAUGUUGAGUUAGAAUUGGAGACUGAAGAGAACUGCAGCGAGCGUCCUGCCGACAAACCGCGCAAACAUGACAGUGGGGCCGCUGAUCUGGAGAGAGUGACAGACUAUGCCGAGGAGAAAGAGAUUCAGAGCUCCAACUUGGAGACGGCCAUGUCAGUGAUUGGAGACAGAAGAUCAAGAGAACAGAAAGCAAAACAGGAGAGAGAAAAGGAGCUGGCCAAAGUAACAAUCAAGAAAGAAGACGUGGAGCUUAUUAUGAAUGAAAUGGAAAUCCCUCGAACAGCAGCAGAAAGAAGCUUGCGGGAACACAUGGGGAAUGUAGUAGAGGCGCUGAUUGCUUUGACCAACUGAUCUUCUGGAUGCUGCACGGAUUUUUAUCUUGUUGAAGAAAAUUUACUUAGAACUGAAAAGAUUUUAUACUUUCAUUAAGAGUUGUGGACUUUAUUAGGACAUUAAACAGUGCUGUUUUCCUUCUUAGCAUGAUUAUUUGGACAUAUUAAAAAUAAUGCAUUAUUCAGGGCUCCAUUUCCAAAUACUGAAGCCAACAGUAAGUGUACUAAUUUAUUUAGAAUAAACACCAUCUUUCUAAA